Equus caballus (horse) is the source of this 9114-nucleotide messenger RNA. The record is from RefSeq and is a predicted model, not a curated record. NCBI's taxonomy places the organism in Eukaryota, Metazoa, Chordata, Mammalia, Perissodactyla, Equidae.
CCCGAGCGGGGAAGCAGCCGAGGAGGCGGCGCGGCGGGCCCGGGCGGCCCAGGCUCGGGCGGAGCGGCAGGGGAGGCUGGCAGGCGGCGCCGGCAGCGCGGGGAGAGCGGCGCCGCGGGGUGGGCGCUCCCGGCGAGAGGAGUCCGCUCCAUGCGUGCGGGCCGAGCCCGGCCCCUGCGAGCCGCAGACAUGAAGAAAGACGUGCGGAUCCUGCUGGUGGGAGAACCUAGAGUUGGGAAGACAUCACUGAUUAUGUCUCUGGUCAGUGAAGAAUUCCCAGAAGAGGUUCCUCCCCGGGCAGAAGAAAUCACCAUUCCAGCGGAUGUUACACCUGAGAGAGUUCCAACACACAUUGUAGAUUACUCAGAAGCAGAACAGAGUGAUGAACAACUUCAUCAAGAAAUAUCACAGGCUAAUGUCAUCUGCAUAGUUUAUGCUGUUAACAACAAGCAUUCUAUUGAUAAGGUAACAAGUCGAUGGAUUCCUCUCAUAAAUGAAAGAACAGACAAAGACAGCAGGCUGCCUUUGAUAUUGGUUGGGAACAAAUCUGAUCUGGUGGAAUAUAGUAGUAUGGAGACCAUUCUUCCUAUUAUGAACCAGUACACAGAAAUAGAAACCUGUGUGGAGUGUUCAGCAAAAAACCUGAAGAACAUAUCAGAGCUCUUUUAUUAUGCACAGAAAGCUGUUCUUCAUCCUACAGGGCCUCUGUACUGUCCAGAGGAGAAAGAGAUGAAACCAGCCUGUAUAAAAGCCCUUACUCGUAUAUUUAAAAUAUCUGAUCAAGAUAAUGAUGGUACUCUCAAUGAUGCUGAACUCAACUUCUUUCAGAGAAUUUGUUUCAACACUCCAUUAGCUCCUCAAGCUCUGGAAGAUGUCAAGAAUGUAGUCAGAAAACACAUAAGUGAUGGUGUGGCUGAUAGUGGAUUGACACUGAAAGGUUUUCUUUUUUUACACACGCUUUUUAUCCAGAGAGGGAGACACGAAACUACUUGGACUGUGCUUCGGCGAUUUGGUUAUGAUGAUGAUCUGGACUUGACACCUGAAUAUUUAUUCCCCUUGCUAAAAAUACCUCCUGAUUGCACUACUGAAUUAAAUCAUCAUGCAUAUUUGUUUCUCCAAAGCACCUUUGACAAGCAUGAUUUGGAUAGAGACUGUGCUUUGUCACCUGAUGAGCUUAAAGAUUUGUUUAAAGUUUUCCCUUACAUACCUUGGGGGCCAGAUGUGAAUAACACAGUUUGUACAAAUGAAAGAGGCUGGAUAACCUACCAGGGCUUCCUUUCCCAGUGGACGCUCACGACCUAUUUAGAUGUACAGCGGUGCCUAGAGUAUUUGGGCUAUUUGGGCUAUUCAAUAUUGACUGAACAAGAGUCUCAGGCUUCAGCCAUUACAGUAACAAGAGAUAAAAAGAUAGACCUUCAGAAAAAACAGACUCAAAGAAAUGUCUUCAGAUGUAAUGUAAUUGGGGUGAAAAACUGUGGGAAAAGUGGAGUUCUUCAGGCUCUUCUUGGAAGAAACUUAUCGAGGCAGAAGAAAAUUCGUGAUGAUCAUAAGUCCUACUAUGCGAUUAACACUGUUUAUGUAUAUGGACAAGAGAAAUACUUGUUGUUGCAUGAUAUCUCAGAAUCGGAAUUUUUAACUGAGGCUGAGAUCAUUUGUGAUGUUGUGUGCCUGGUAUAUGACGUCAGUAACCCCAAAUCCUUUGAAUACUGUGCCAGGAUUUUUAAGCAACACUUUAUGGACAGCAGAAUACCUUGCUUAAUCAUAGCUGCAAAGUCAGACCUGCAUGAAGUUAAACAAGAAUAUAGUAUUUCACCUGCUGAUUUCUGCAGGAAACACAAAAUGCCUCCACCACAAGCCUUUACUUGCAAUACUGCUGAUGCACCCAGUAAAGAUAUCUUUGUUAAAUUGACAACAAUGGCCAUGUACCCAGAGGAUCAAUACAGAGACAGACUCUCCCGAGACAUGGGCCACACUGAUAGAAUAGAGAAUUUGAGAAAAAUCUGGGUCUUUCUAAAAACUGCUUUCCAUGCCCGGUUACGCUGUAUGUGCACCUGCAACAGGUGUACAUUUUGCAUCUGUCAGAACUUCCUCAACUCAGACUUGCUGCAAUCUGUAAAGAACAAAAUCUUCACUGCAGUUCUUAACAGUUUUAGUCCUGCCCUUUAGAACAACACACGACUAUUCUACUCCCUCUUCAACAUAGCAAUCCUUCAGACAUUUGAAGACGGCCAUCAUGUCUCCCCUAAUUUUCUCUUCUCCAGGUAGAACAUCCCCAUUUCUUCCAGCCUUUUCUUAAAUUAGAUGGUUUAGUGACCUCAUCAUUCCUGGUUGUCCUCAUCUGAAAGCCCCGUAGGUUUUCAGAGUACCUCUUAAAAGGUGCCACUGAGAAUGUAGAACAGUGCUCCAAGUGUGGUCUGACUAGCCUGGAACGGUGGGCAGUCAUGUUCCACAGUUAGGACGGCACCUGUCUACUGUAUGAAUUAACUUUUCAGCAGCCCCCUCCCACUGUUGAUGUAUAUUAAUCUUGGGGUUAAUUGAAAUCAAAUUUUUUCAUAUGAAGUGCUAUUAAGGCAGUGUCCCUUCCUCUCUAAUUGUGUAUUUAACAUUUUUAGUUGACUCUCUGAAUCUAAAUGCAGAUACGUAUGUAUCUCUAUUAAAUGUCAUAUUCUUCUUUUUGAUCCAUUUGUUCUAGCUCAGUCAUUUCAAACAUUAUUUCUGUCAUUUGUCCCAUUAUCUCUCUCUCUCAGCAUUGUGUUAUUUGCAAAUUUGGUAGAUCUGUCUUCUGUAUCUUUCAAGUUAUUGAUAAAAAAUAAUAUUAAACACUCAGAGAUUGGAGAGAGAGAGAACUAAAGUGAGGAAGCCCUACUCUUCUCCACUGGAGAACCCUUUUCCCGGUGACACGGGUUCAGGAUUCUUGGGGAAAGAUUAUUCUGUCAAUUAAGAAUAUUUUAUUAUCCAGCCCAUAUUUUACCUUGUUAUCUUACAAGAGAUUUCAUGGAGGGCUUUUUUGAAAUCAAUAUAUAAUUAUUACCACAUUCCUCUGAUGUGCUAAUGUAGUAAUUUUACCUAAUGAGGAAGUGGUAUCUAUUUGAUGUCUUAUUCUUGGUGAACCCACCUUGGCUCCUAGUAAUUGCUGAUCAUGAACUAUUUAAUUUAUUCUAGAAGCUCUUAAUUGUCCAUAAUUGCAGAUUGAUUCAUUGUCUGCAUCUUUGAUAAUUUUAUUCUUGGGUUGAUUUAGUCAGCUUCCCAAUGAAAUAGGUUGGGUGUGCAUUAAUGGAUGAGCUUGCUCAUAGUGAAUUACUCUGUACAGUGAUCCUCGAAAUCAGUACAUUUUGUCAUAUCCAUUUAUAAGCUAGAAGUAAUGUAAUCGUAAUGUCAGCAUGCAUCACUGACAUCUGGUAAUCAAGAAUGGAAAGAAUGAAACAGAGGAGGGAAACUAGUGUACCUGUCAAAGGACUCCUUCCUGAUCCCUGGGAGUAUUUCAAUAAUUUAUUUUGUAGAAGUACAGUAGAAAUUUAGGAGUUCUGUAUUGAAGUUUCUUCUGGUUUACAAAAGGAUGUAGAUAAGGUGGGUGGAGUGGAGGCCCAAAACUUACGUGCCUGCCAGGUCUGAAUGAAUAGUGUAAAUGAAUGAAGGUGGCUAACGAUAAGAAGUAAGGGAGGUGGGGACUAUGAUAGGCCCUGCCCGAAAGACGCAGCCACAACUCGGCUUUGGCCAUUCGUUGUUGUCCAGGCCUGGUGUUACCACAUCUUCUGAUUCUAUGAGACGCUAGAAAUCAGGAUUUUUAUGUGAAAUUUCCUGAUAUUUGAGUAAUGGCAAUUAAAUUUUAAAGUACUAAUCAGAACAAACAAAGCGUGUUUACAGGCCACCAGUUUGCAACCUCCGUCUUUAGAUAUAGUGUAGAGUUGUGAAAAUGAAGAAAAAAAAAGUAUACCUAAGCAAUGAAAAUGUCUCUGAGACCCUUUGCCCCUCCAAUUUUACUCCUUUCUCCUGAAAAAUUUGAAAAAGUUAUGGAGUGGCUGGAUAAGGCUGGAACUACCUUUCCCUCCUGUUUUUCGGGCUUGGCAGCCUUUGGUGGUUGGACCUUUGGUUUGCCAUGCUGGGGAUAUCUUGCUGUUAUGUAAGCAGAAAAAGGAUUGAUUGAUUAAGAGGCGUUUAAGAAAUUUUCACUGUAAUUCAGUGGGGAGAAUUCUCACUCAACACUAGCUCUGAAGUCUUUGGUUUUAGAAAUCUGUCAUGCCUAGUGACUUAGAACUUAUUUAAUUCUCGAUUUAGAACUGUUUGUUAAAACAGCAGUUUUAAAAUUUUUAUUUAAGCAAAACAUUUUAUUAAAUAUCUGCAAGGAUAUUAAUAGACAAAUAUUGGUGCACACAUGUUGGUCUCAAAUUAGCACAUUGUUUUUGUGUGCUUGUAAACAUUUUUGUCACUGAAUUAGAAACUACUUCCAGAGAUAAUACAUGUUUGAGACCACAUUCUCCCUUUACCUCUCCCCCCCCCUUUUGAUUUAUUCACUCAAAUACUUAAUUUAAGUACCUGCUUUAGAUAGGAUCCUGCUGUGAGCUGGGGCAAAAUAGUGAAGAUGAGGAAGAUAUGGACCUCCCUUUAAGUAUCUUUCUAAAUGUGUUGUUGUUAAAGAUUUUUCUUUAACCUUUGGUUAUAUUUUCAACUACUGUAGUCCCUUGUGCUAAAAAAGGAAGUGCUAUAACCUGAUCAUGAGAAAAUUUAAGCCUAAUUAAUUAAGUUAUACUUAGGCAGUUACAGCAGAUUCAUUCCUGAAAUUUUCCUUUUUUCCCUAGCUAUCUGUCUUUCACCAGAAAAGAUUGUCCCUUUUUUUGAGCAUAUUUACUGACACUACAUAGUUUAGGUAGAAAGCAGUAAUAAAAUUUUUUUUCUUUCCAAUUUAAUUGAAUGUAUAUUGAUUUCAACAUGUGAGAGAGAAACUCUGUAUCUGACAUGUAGCUUUUUGUUCUUUGGUAAUUAUCGCUUAACCUUUCAGAUCUGGAUAGGUUUAUGUUCUUCUUGAGAAUAAUUUCUGAAUAACUGGAAUUAUUUGAAUUAAAUACAUUUGGAAGAUGAUUAACGUGGUCAGAUGAUUUUAAUCUUUGGCAAUGUUUUAUUUCAAAUAGUGUAAAUCAUGUUGCUGGGGAAAAUAACUUUUUUAAUAUGUAAAUACUUUUUAAUCUGAAAGUGUUAAAAUGAUUAUGUAGGAGUGAGCUUGAUUGUUGGUUUGAACUACCCAGGAUUUUGGUUUACUAAGUAUUUAUUAUUCUGACCUUAGAAUACUCCUACUUUGCAUGAGGAUGUCGCUAUACUGUAGUGUGCUGUGAAAUUUAAUUUGUCUCCUCCUUUAGGUGUUCAUUUUCAUUUGUUUGUCUGUGCCGCUUAGUCAUUUUUUUAACUCCUCUCCAUCCUUUUCCCAGCUAGGUUUCUGUGUAUAAUCCUCCCACUUCUCCUAACCUAUAAUUUAAUCUGGAUGUUUAUUUUAUAAUUUAUUAUUUUGGUGUGAUUUUCUUUGAUGCGUAUUUUAGUUUUAGGAUUUCUUUCAUCCCAUUUGUAUUAUUUGCAUUAACCAUAUAAACUAUUUGUUCAUGUUACUUCUUAAGUUUGGUAGCCGCAUUUUACUUUGGCAAGCAUGUGCAUAGUUCACACUGAGUGUUUGCAGAGACCCAAAGGUGAUGGACAGUCAUCAUACCCAUUGUGUUUUUAAACGUAUUUUUAAAAUUGGAUGUAUGUGACAUUUAUUUUAAGCCAUUCAUUAAUGACUUACUUCCUUUGCCCGUAGUGCUUUAAUGAUCACCUAAGCUGCUCCUUUACAUAGUUUAAAAUCAUGUUACUUAAUAUAGGAGCCCUUUUUUUGAAGAAAGGAUUUUACUAUCAUCACACCUAAAUGAACUGCCUUUUCAUAGGAUCGCCUUAUGAAGAGGAUAGGUUCCUAGAAAUCUUAAUGUUAUAGAGAUUCUGAUACUGUGUUAUAGUAAAAUAUUGUAUCCGCGGAAGUCUGUCCCGUGUUUUAAUUUCAUAUGAAACUGCUAUGUUCUCUUAUAUGAAGGUCCUUACAAGGCUUUUCUUUGAAUUUGGAUACAUAGUCAUACGUUUAAAAUUAUAUAAGAGCUUGUGUUAUAGAUUCUCAUUAAGUAAGCUGCUGCUGCUUAUAAUUGAAAAAUUUUUGCCAUUUGGUUAGUAUAUUAGUAUAUUAAAGGACAUGACAAGGUGAAGUUUGCCUAUUCAGAUCUUUAAGUAUCAGUAGUUAACAUGUAGAUAUUAUGUGUUUCCCAUGUAGCUACGAUCAUCUAGAAAUUUUGAUCUUCUAAUGUUUGGUGAAGCAUUUCUUGACAUUGAUGUGCACCUGUGUCCUUUUCCAAAUCAUGCUACUAGUUAGGCAUGCUCAGUUAACAGCUUUCUUAUGAUUUGUGUGACAGUUCAUCUUUUUUGGACACUGUAUUUUGAUUUCUUUGCCCAUUUUGAGAAAUAUCUGUUUAAAAUAUGCCUACUAGUUCAGUUAGGAGAAUUAUUAGUAAAAUUUUUAUUAGGAGUAAUGGCAUUUUUAUUAGAAAUAAAUAUAAAAAAUUACUUCACCAGGCUGAAACACUGAGGAAUAAAAGCAGGGAGAUCCAGGAGACUUUUUAAAAAAUGAGAUAUUUAAAACCAGAAAACUUAACUAUAGUUUUGGUGACCUCAGUACAGUUUUCAACUUGAGAUAUGUAACUGCAAAUAGGAAAAAGCUAUAUGUAAUAUCUAUAAGCCCUUGUAACUUUAGGUUACAUGCAUUACAGUAAAAUAAGCUGUUUCAAAGUGUUAACUUAAAAAUUCAUACCUGAGAUACAUAUAUAGAUAGAAUUAUAAAAUUAGAAGACUGUAUUAGUGCAUUUGUACACUUCUGAGUUGUGUUUGAAAAGGAUGAAACGGUGAGAGGAGAAGAAUGAAAAAUAGGAAAUUCAAGUUUAUUUCUGAAAAGUGUGGGAAGUGACUGUGUGGGUGGAGCUACUCUUUCAACAGUCUCUUAGUCUCGCUCUUUUUGAGUAUGCUCUACUGAACUUUUCUUUCCUCUGCAUAAUAGUCUGCAGUCGAAGUCAAGGUUAGUUUCUGUCUGGACCUUUCUGAAUUCUCCCCCUUCCUCAAAUUCUAAGUUUUGCAAACUUUUAGGCCUCUGCAAUAUAGUUUUAUACCCCAGAUAUAAAGUCCUGUGACACAUAAAAAACAAUAUUAAAAAUACCCUAUUUGGUAAUAGCUAGAAUAGGUUUAAUUCCAGUGAGCCUUUUAGAAUUUGAUUAUUUUAUAUUUCUAAGUAUUGUGAUUGGUAACAUUUCCUUAUUAUUGGUGAAAUACAUUGAACCAAUAAAUAUUUUAGUUCAUUGUUCUUAUCUUCACCAUAAAUUGCAGAGUUAAUCAAAAGCAUCUUGUAUGCCUUCUUUUAAGGCAUUCUGUGCAAAGGUUCAUAGGAAUUUUGGUCAGUCUGUUAUACACCUUGUGUAACUGUUCACGUGAACAGUUUUUAGUUUAACUCUUUAUUGCCUGAAUUUUGAAACAUUUCCUUCUCUCUGCCUUAUUAAGGAGCAGCCUUAAUAAUACCCAAGUCCAAAUAUGUUGGUUGGCACCCACACUUGUGUCGAGAAGCACUUGUCAUCUGAUUGACAUAUGGGCCCUCAGCACUCCUAAGAAGGAAAGCCAGCAUCCAACACACAGGAAUUUUCCACCUAGGAACUUGAAAAGUUCUAAAAAGCUUCAAAAGCUUAAUUAAGGUUAUAUUCUAGUAUUUAGUCAUUAUGUCUUAUGUUCUAAAAAGAGAUACUGCUGAACUAAGUUAUCUUUCCAUAUAGAGUGGGAAAAUAUGGUGAUUCUGGUAUAUCAAUAGAUUAAAAAAAAAUCUACACACACAUCUUUCACCCUGUAAUAUUCAUUUUGGAGAAGUCUGUCUUAAGGAAACUAUGCUAAACACAGAGAAAAAUCCUAUGAAGAAAGGUAUUCAUCACUUUCAUUAUAGUCACCAGGAAAUGGAGAUAGCCACCAAUGGAAGAAUGAAAUGGAAUGCAGCUAUUUAAAAUGAUGUUUCCAUAAUUUAUGGAAAAGCCUUUAUGUAAUAGUAAGUUUUUGAAAGGAUGUAAAAUGAUAUAAACUGUGCAUGUUGUUUGCAGGUAUGUAAGAAAUACAUAGAAAAAGUCUAAAAGGAAGUAUCCCAAAUUUUAAUUAGUUGCCUUAGGUGAUAGAACUUUAGGUGAUUUUUUUUCCUUCCUGCUUUUAUUUUCCACGUCUUAUAAUGAACAUAUAUUACCUUUUUAAUGGUCAGAAAAAUAAACUUUAAGAGGAACAAAAAAGUAUGCAGUAAAAUAUUAUAAUUUAUUCUAAGAUGAUAUUUUUUGAGUCAUUUUGAAAGAAUUAUACUUUGAACUGUAGAAGAAUUAUUUUUGCUUGAGGUUUAGAAAUGAACUCAGGAGCAGCUUUAUGAAACUGUUACUCUGCUUCUGCUUGAGACCUGAAAUGACAAACAUUGCUUAGUUCCUGAUACUUACGGACAACAGGGUCCUAAGAUUGCACUAUUCUCUCUUCAGGUGUUGUCAGUUAGCUAAUUAGCAAAUGUGGCUUAGCCAAGGACGGGCAAAUGAGCCGUCCCUUAUAGAUGCUUUCUCUGUUAUAAAUGGAGCCUGGUCAGUGCAGCUUUUAAAUGCUCAUGGUGAAGACAUAAAAUAGUUCUCUAGGUAGCUUUCCGUGUCUAAAAGUGUCUUAAACAACUACUGUAAUGUUGAUGGAGUCAUUGAAAUGUAUUUUAUGAGUUAAUAGUUGCCUUAAGUUUUAAACUAGCUCUAUGUUGAGCAUGUGUCUAUAUUAUUUCUCAUGUAUUAGAUAAAUGGGAACUGUUGUUUUGCCUAUUGAAGGCUGUACUAUAGCUUGGGGAAAAUAAUAAUUACUAUCUGGAAAUGCAAAAGAAAACUAAGCAGUAAAGUCAGUCAGAAUAUAUUAUUUCGUGAUGGUAAUACUUAAUAAAAUACAACAGAGGGAGCUGUGUGAAACAGAUUCCAUACUUGAAGAAUAUUUAUGAGAAAUCGUUUUGCCUGAUUUUAAUGUGGUUACAGCUAGUUUAGUCCUAACCUUCUCCUUCCCCUAAAUUGAAAAAUAAAU